Meloidogyne enterolobii is the source of this 1352-nucleotide messenger RNA. The record is from the annotation of a GenBank genome assembly. NCBI's taxonomy places the organism in Eukaryota, Metazoa, Nematoda, Chromadorea, Rhabditida, Meloidogynidae.
AUGAGUAGAAGUGAACAAAUUUGGACUUAUUUAAUUCAUUAUUUCCGUUUUUUAUCUUCAAAGAAUGAGCCAAUAUUUCCUUUAAUUGAAUUCUUUUUAAGACUAACUAUUUGUAUUCAACCAAAUGAAGGAAAAAUUAGCCCUCAAGUUCUUGAUCAAACAUGGCCAGAAAAUAUUCAAGCAUUUUUAAUGACACUUAGGGAAAUUGGCCUUAUAUUUAUUCGAAAAAGAAAGGAUGGAGAAAUUGGAAAUGGAGGAGAAAUUGUGGAAAAUUCAAUGGAAAAUAAAGGAGGAGGAGGACUAAACAAAAAUGGAUUUCUUAUUGUUGAAACAAAUUAUCGUAUUUAUGCUUAUACAAAUUCAACACUUCAAUUGGCAAUAAUUUCGACAUUUGCUGAAAUUAUUUAUCGAUUUCCUAAUGUUUCUAUUGGUGGGAAUUUUAUUUAUCCGAGAAAAUAUUCUUUAAAAUCUACGGGUAUAACAGCACGUCAAAUUUGUCAAUAUUUACGAUCAAAUUCUCAUCCUCAAAUGCAGCAACAACAUUCGUCAUCUAUUCCUACGUCGUCAACCUCAUUGAUUCCUGUAACAAUUACUGAUCAGAUUUAUUUAUGGGAACAAGAGAGACGAAGGUUUACGUGUUCGGAAGAAGCCGAAUUUGUCGCAUUUCGUGAUUUUUCACUUGAAAAUAAAUUUGCAUUUUGGUAUUGCAAUAUUUCAAGGCAAGUUCUAAUUGAUUCAGAAUGGGAUGGACGUGCUAAAGAUUGGUGGACAGAAUAUAGAAAAACUUUAUGAAAUGACCUAACUUCAUUUUUUACAUUAGUAUUUAUUUUUUAUUAAUUUAUAUUAGGCGUAAAUUUAAAAAAAAUUUUUUACGUGUAAAAUGUUAAGUGGGGGAACGUUUUUAAGUGUUUUAUUGUGACCGGUGAGAAAGAUUUUAAGAGGGAGAGGAAAAUUAGCUCCACUUUUAUUAAAUCUUAUUAAGGAAAGAGAGAAGGAGGGGAAGGGGGUGAAGACUUGAGAGGAGUGAAUUUUGGUUGUUUUUUUUGCAUUUUAGAAUAGGAACCAAAAUUAAUAGAGAAAAGAAAUUAUAAAUUUUUAUUUAGGGCAUGUGUUACAAGAAAUAAUAUAUUUUUAAGAAAGGAAAAAAAAUAUAAUUUUUAUGAGCUUUUGCACUUGUAAAGGAAAGAAAAUAUAUUUUGUGUGUGUGUGACCGACUGAUUUUUAAAAAGGAAAAAAUUUUUUCUUUCCUUUAUUCUUUUAAAAUUCUUCUCAAUUGUUGACAGACACUUGGUUUUUCGACCUUUUAUAAUUGUUAUAUAGGUUUGUUUCAAUUUUCUUUUUCCUUUUCUCUC